GGACUCGUGGGUCAUGGCAUUGAGAAACAAAUUCAAGAACAUGCGUAAGAAGGCGGAGAAUUGCUCUGAAGAAAUGUUGGCAAAAAAAAGGCACUUCCUGGUCAAGCGGAAACAACAGAUGGCUUCUGGUGAAGCUACAAACAAGAAGUUAUGCCGCCUUUUUGAUUGCAGUCAUCUUGUAGCAUAUGGAGAAACUGCCGAGUCAUUGAGGCUGCACAACGAAUGGCUUCAAGACAAUGCUGGCUGCCAAGAUGAAGAGGCAGUAAGGCCGAGGCUGCUUGCAACAGCAAAAGACAGGCAUGAACAACUUCGCAGCCUUACGCUGUCAGAUGCUCUGUUGCUGUUCCCCUUUCUGGCAACUGAGGCAUCGCUUCUCGUGGAGUUUGACCUACUUUUCCAAAGAAACGUGAUGGAGGCAAUGGAGAAUGGCUGCAAGCAGCUUGGUUACACUAUUCUGAGCUUUGGAGAAGCAGAAGAGGUUGUGGCAUUUUCCGAAGUGGGAUCCGAGGAUGCUGUUCUGGCAGCUCUGCAGUUUGUAGCAAAGCGCUGCAAGGAGCCCAUAGAUAGCAUCAUUACGCAGGAAGAAGCCCCGCUGACCCCGUGUCUGGUGCAGGAUGAAGGAUUUGCACUGCACAUCGACAAGCAACUAGUGUUUCAAGUCUCCUCGCUGCUUUCGGGAGUAGCCUGCCUCUUUGCAUCCUUUUGGGUGUUUCAUGUGGAAUACCCACGAAAGGCGCACAAAAUGUUAACAUUCAUAGAACAUGCAUUUCUGAACUUAACGCACACAAAGCCGCGCGUCAAAGCUCUUCAACUAAUCAAUUUUUUCAGAGGCCAUGCAGACUCCCUGGAAGAGCCAUAGGCUACUAACCAGUGGCCACACUCAAGGCCUAAAAAACUUCUUUGCAGCCGAUUCUUGUGUAGAGUUUCACAGCCCAAAUGAUGAUUUGGUCCAAGGGCUGGGCAAUCUGAUGUGUUAGGAAGCAGAAAUGCCAACUUCGCAGCUGCAAAGUUAUCCAGUGCGAUGUGCGCCGAUGCAUUUAGGAU
Messenger RNA from Dermacentor andersoni, 1044 nucleotides. RefSeq lists its product as uncharacterized. The record is from RefSeq and is a predicted model, not a curated record. Lineage: Eukaryota; Metazoa; Arthropoda; Arachnida; Ixodida; Ixodidae.